UGUUUUUGUGGAAAUAUUCCCCUUCUCAUAUCACCCAACAUUACCAAAUUUAAUUUCAGUUUUGGGCUGAGACAUUUGGCGCCUAAAUUCGAAUAAACUAACCAAAAAAACAUCUAUAACGGUAAUUUUUUCCUCGUUUAACAUACCAUCUUAUGUCCUAUUCAUUCCAACACUCCAACGUGUCCAUUCCAACCAGUCCAAAUCACUCUACUAGGCAUUUAAAAAUGUUUGAUUUCAAUCACUCAACAGCAAAGAGCAUAAAAAGUAGAAGAUGGACCAGCAAGGAAAAGCAGAUAUACUUGGUGGUUUUAAUUUUUGUCAUAUUCAACUUCCUGCUCCUAAUUCAUCAUCAAAAUCUGUUCACCUUUUUGUGACAAUUUUUGCUUUCUGGGUUUUUGCAGAUUUUUCAGUUCCUACUUCAUGGAGUGGCUCACUGCUGAUGAAUAUGGAUGAACACAGUUUGAGAAGACAAGCCCAAAAUUAUAAAGGAAGUGUAAUUAAUGGUAAUGGUAUGACUUUAGAAGAGUUGCAAAUCCGCCAUGAGCUUGAGAUUGACAUAGAGAGAGACUUGGAAGAAGAGAUUAAGGAUAGAAUUUACCAUCUUGCCCUGAGGCUGCACAGGCUUUACCAGCACAAAAUGGAAAGGAACGCAAAAGAUCAUGAAUCAGAACACAGAGCCAAAUUUGCAAAAGAAGAAAAGAAGAAGAUGGUGUCUGAGAUAAAUAUUAACAUAAAAAUGGAAGGAGGAACCAAAGUUGAAAUAAAAGAGAGCAAGAAAGAAGCGUCGGAAAAAAGCCGGCCUCGGAGUUUUAAACCGGAGAAUAUGCAGAGCAGCAAUAAGAAGUUUGAUUGGGUGAAUACUCUCAGGUCAAGUAGUAGUACUAGUACUAGUACUAGUGCUGGUCAAGUUCGAAAUCCUAACCAUGUGUCUAAGCAGCAAAGAGGAAAUGCCACCACUGACAAGGACUUGAAUGAAAUGGGUUGGAAGUAUUGAGAGGAUACCAUCUAUUUUGUAUAUUUUUAAUGUGUGUUUUGUGUUUUUGAUGAAGAUAAUUAUGAACAAUGCUAAUUAAUAAUGUGGAUAAGUGCUAAUUUAUAUGUGGUGAUGAAUGGUGUGUGUGUGUGGUCUAAAUAUGUGUGAUGGAUUUUAUAUCACAUAUAUUCUGUAUUAAUUUAUUCUAUUUAAAUGUAGAAUUCAUGAAUAUC
Molecule: messenger RNA, 1206 nt
Organism: Ziziphus jujuba (common jujube)
Lineage: Eukaryota; Viridiplantae; Streptophyta; Magnoliopsida; Rosales; Rhamnaceae
Exons: 2
Coding region: 272-994 (240 amino acids)
Source: RefSeq, a predicted model, not a curated record